CUCUAAGAUGAGCGGCGAGCCUGCCCCGGGCCUGGAGGGCAGGGUCCGGAGAGCUCUGCGAAAGGUCUUUGGGUUUGAGUCCUUCAAGACUUCCCUGCAGGAGAGCGCGACCGUGACUGUGGCGAGAGGCGAGAAGGAUGUCUUUGUAUGCAUGCCCACAGGGGCAGGGAAAUCCUUGUGCUACCAGCUUCCUGCAGUUCUGGCAGUGGGCAUCACCAUUGUCAUUUCACCUCUGAUUGCACUGAUUCAGGAUCAGGUGGAUCACUUGCUGGCUCUGAAGAUCAAAGCCUGCUCUCUGAACUCCAAGCUUUCUGCCCAGGAAAAGAAGACCAUCCUGGCUGACUUGGCAAGCGAGAAGCCUCAAGUAAAGCUCCUGUACAUCACCCCAGAGAUGGCAGCCGCCUCUUCCUUCCAGCCUACGCUGAACUCUCUGGUGUCCCGAAACCUCUUGUCCUACCUGAUAAUCGAUGAAGCGCACUGUGUCUCCCAGUGGGGACACGACUUCCGACCCGACUACCUGCGGCUGGGGACCUUGCGCACUCGCAUACCCGCUACACCGUGUGUUGCCUUGACUGCCACUGCCACCAAGCAGGUCCAGGAUGACAUUGUGGCAGCGCUUAAACUAAAGCAGCCGCUUUCCACAUUCAAGACUCCUUGCUUCAGAUCUAACUUGUUCUAUGAUGUGCAGUUCAAAGAGCUCUUGACUGAUCCGUACACCAACUUGAAGGAUUUCUGUCUGAAGGCGCUUGAAGUGAAGAACACCACGGGGGUGUACUCCGGUUGUGGCAUUGUGUACUGCAGGAUGAGGGAUGUGUGUGACCAGCUGGCUAUUGAAUUGAGCUACCGAGGAGUGAAAGCCAAGGCGUAUCACGCAGGACUCAAGGCAGCUGACAGGACUUCAGUCCAGAAUGAAUGGAUGGAGGAGAAGAUCCCUGUUAUUGUUGCAACCAUCAGUUUUGGAAUGGGAGUAGACAAAGCAAAUGUCAGAUUUGUUGCCCAUUGGAAUAUUGCAAAGUCAAUGGCUGGAUAUUACCAAGAAUCUGGCAGAGCUGGGAGAGAUGGGAAGCCGUCCUGCUGCCGCCUCUAUUACUCAAGGAAUGAUCGGGAUCAAGUCAGCUUCCUGAUUAAGAAGGAGCUCUCUAACAUCCAAGAAAAAAAAGGCACCUUAAAAGAAUCUGACAAAGCUGUGAUGACAGCUUUUGAUGCCAUUGUGAACUUCUGUGAGGAGCUGGGCUGUCGCCAUGCUGCCAUAGCGAAGUACUUCGGCGAUGCCACCCCACCUUGUAACAAGUGCUGUGACUUCUGCAAGAACCCAGCGGCAGUGAAAAGGCAACUGGAGUCACUGGAGUGCUGCAGCAACAGCUGGAGCAAAACCUGCAUCGGGCCCACGGGCUCCUCCUGGGAUAGCUACGACCCAGAGCUGUAUGAAGGCGGGAGGAGAGGUUGCAGAGGUUUUAGCAGGUAUGACGAAGAAAGCAGUGGGAAUGGGGAUGAAGCCAAUGAAGAGAGUCGGAAACGGGAGUGGAACAACUUCUACAAGAAGCAGAUGAGUCUGCGCAAAGGCAAAGAACCAGAAAAAGAAGAUUUUGUUCCUCCAAUUUGUAGCUUCUCCAAGUUAGAAAGGGUGACUGUAGUGGUGCUUAGGGUGACUUUGCAGGGAGAAGCAUGCCAAACUACUGGACUGGGACGAGAACACUGCUUAAAGAUGCUGGAAGAAGCUUUGAGCACCAAUCAAAAUGUUCCAGCAGCAGGAGGAAAAGGGUUAGACCCUCAUACCUGUGCUGUGGACCUGGAGUACGAAGCCUUCCGAACCAGUAAAAUGGCAAACUCGUACAAGGCAACUGUGCUAAAGAAGGUAGCAGAAAUCAGCAAAGCCUCAAAACAAGGAGAGUUGUUCUCAGUCUUUGGGUCCAGAACUGGUGGCAACAGCAGCUUGGAAACAAAAUCUGGGUCUCCAGCAGAAGAGGACUUCCUCCCUGCAUCCCAGGUUUACUCGUUCAAACCCAAGCGUGUGGGAGCAGGAUUUCCAAAGAAACCUGGCUUGUUCCAGACAGCUUCAGAACUGCUGAAGAUCCAGGAGGAGAGUGAUACAAAGCCUGUCAAAAAAGAAGUAGAUUGUCCAAGUGGGCAAGGCAACAACAAUUGCAGUCUGGAACUGGACACCAGAAGCCCUGUUCUCCAGAACAAAGAAAUAACAACCAAAGCAAUAUGUGAGAGUGCUGGGGUAGAAGUACUCCUUCCUGAAAAGAAGAGACAGCAACCCAGUCCAGACACAAAAGCUGUCCUUGGGGAUAGUCCUACUAAGAAGACCAAACCUAGCAAGAAGCAGCAAAUGCUCGCAGAAGCGGCUAAAAAAGAAUCGCAGGAUAUUUCCAAAUUCUUAUCCCUCCCCAAAGGUGGGUCUAAAGCCAAAAGUCGCAGCUCAGCAAAGAAUGAUGGCUGUUCUGCAAGCACACUACCUCAGGUUUCUUCUCAAAGCAUAUGUGAAGAGAAACCAACACCUCAGGAAAACAAAGGUGUCUCUGGAGAAGAUGUGACUGGACAGUCCCAGGCGGAGAGUGAAGAGCUGGGAGAGACAGAAGUAGCAGUGACUGAGGAAGAAAUUGGAGUAAAAUCCAGUGUUGCUGAACACGUCACAGAAACUGAGCUAACUGUUGUUGGGGAAGGUGAGUGCGGGAAGCGACCAGGAUCAGACGAGGAUGUGCAAAGUCCUGCAACCAAGCGGCUACGGACAGUGUCAAAAUCUUCUAUUCUGUCCCAGCCAGAAGGCAGAAGUGUUGGUCUGACAAAGAAGAAGGUGACUUUUGAUCCAAACUUAUCACAGUGUGAUAAAGAAGGAACCACCAAGACGGUACAGCCAGUGACCAAAGGCGCAUCCCUCAAAGAGACAGCAGACAUCGUUGUCAAAUGUUUGACCCCGUUCUACAAGGGUGGCAAAUUUGCUUCCAAGGAUCUGUUUAAGGGCUUUGCUCGGCACCUGUCCCACUUACUGACUGAGGAGCAGACCCCUGCCUGCAAGACUGUGAAGGAAGAAGCACAGAGACUCAUCAAGGAGUUUUUCAAAACAAGGCUCAGGUGUGAGAGCGAGACAGACUGGCAGGACCUGCAGAGCUCAGAGAGCUGA
Molecule: messenger RNA, 3124 nt
Organism: Opisthocomus hoazin
Lineage: Eukaryota; Metazoa; Chordata; Aves; Opisthocomiformes; Opisthocomidae
Source: RefSeq, a predicted model, not a curated record